Molecule: messenger RNA, 2175 nt
Organism: Dipodomys ordii (Ord's kangaroo rat)
Lineage: Eukaryota; Metazoa; Chordata; Mammalia; Rodentia; Heteromyidae
Gene: Stxbp1
Product: syntaxin binding protein 1
Exons: 19
Coding region: 195-1979 (594 amino acids)
Biological process (GO): neurotransmitter secretion; vesicle-mediated transport; intracellular protein transport
Cellular component (GO): secretory granule; plasma membrane
Molecular function (GO): syntaxin binding
Source: RefSeq, a predicted model, not a curated record
GCGCCGCUGGCUCCACAGCCUCUCUCUGGCCGGCGCCGCGCCCCCGAGCCGAGUCCGCGCGUCAGUGGAUCCGGAGCGCGGCUGCGGGGCGGCGGGCUGCAGCCAGCAGAGCGCGCGGGUCUGGGGAGGAGGUGGUGGUAGUGUCCGCGAGCAUCGCCAGAGGAAAGUCGGAGCCCAGAGACUCACCCAGCGCCAUGGCCCCCAUUGGCCUCAAAGCCGUGGUCGGAGAGAAAAUCAUGCAUGAUGUGAUAAAGAAGGUCAAAAAGAAGGGGGAAUGGAAGGUGCUGGUGGUAGACCAGUUAAGCAUGAGGAUGCUCUCUUCCUGCUGCAAGAUGACGGACAUCAUGACCGAGGGGAUAACAAUUGUGGAAGAUAUCAACAAGCGCAGAGAGCCGCUCCCCAGCCUGGAGGCUGUGUAUCUUAUCACUCCGUCUGAGAAGUCUGUCCACUCUCUCAUCAGUGACUUUAAGGACCCGCCAACUGCUAAAUAUCGGGCUGCACAUGUGUUCUUCACUGAUUCUUGUCCAGAUGCCCUGUUUAAUGAGCUGGUGAAAUCUCGGGCUGCCAAAGUCAUCAAAACACUGACGGAAAUCAACAUAGCAUUUCUCCCUUAUGAAUCCCAGGUAUAUUCCCUGGACUCUGCUGACUCUUUCCAGAGUUUCUACAGUCCUCACAAAGCUCAGAUGAAGAAUCCUAUUCUGGAGCGUUUGGCAGAGCAGAUCGCAACCCUGUGUGCCACCCUGAAGGAGUACCCAGCUGUGCGGUAUCGGGGGGAAUACAAGGACAAUGCCUUGUUGGCUCAGCUAAUCCAGGACAAGCUCGAUGCCUAUAAAGCUGAUGACCCAACAAUGGGGGAGGGUCCAGACAAGGCACGCUCCCAGCUCCUCAUUCUGGAUCGUGGCUUUGACCCCAGCUCCCCUGUGCUUCAUGAAUUGACCUUUCAGGCUAUGAGUUAUGAUCUUCUGCCCAUUGAAAAUGAUGUUUACAAGUACGAGACCAGCGGCAUUGGAGAAGCACGGGUGAAGGAGGUGCUCUUGGAUGAAGAUGACGACCUGUGGAUCGCACUGCGCCACAAGCACAUUGCAGAAGUGUCCCAAGAAGUCACAAGGUCUCUGAAGGAUUUUUCUUCUAGCAAGAGAAUGAACACUGGAGAGAAGACCACCAUGCGGGACCUGUCCCAGAUGCUGAAGAAGAUGCCUCAGUACCAGAAGGAGCUCAGCAAGUAUUCAACUCACCUGCACCUUGCUGAAGACUGUAUGAAGCAUUACCAAGGCACUGUGGAUAAACUCUGCCGGGUGGAACAGGAUCUGGCAAUGGGCACAGACGCCGAGGGGGAGAAGAUCAAAGACCCCAUGAGAGCCAUCGUCCCCAUCCUGCUGGAUGCAAAUGUCAGCACGUAUGACAAAAUCCGCAUCAUCCUUCUCUAUAUCUUUCUGAAGAAUGGCAUCACUGAGGAGAACCUGAACAAACUGAUCCAGCAUGCCCAGAUCCCGCCAGAGGAUAGUGAGAUCAUCACCAACAUGGCUCACCUGGGUGUGCCCAUCGUCACAGACUCCACUCUGCGCCGCAGGAGCAAGCCAGAACGGAAGGAGCGCAUCAGUGAGCAGACCUACCAGCUCUCACGAUGGACCCCAAUUAUUAAGGACAUCAUGGAGGACACUAUUGAGGACAAACUGGAUACCAAGCACUAUCCAUAUAUCUCCACCCGCUCCUCUGCCUCCUUCAGUACCACUGCUGUCAGCGCCCGCUAUGGGCACUGGCAUAAGAAUAAGGCCCCAGGAGAGUACCGCAGUGGCCCCCGCCUCAUUAUUUUCAUCCUUGGGGGCGUGAGCCUGAAUGAGAUGCGCUGUGCUUACGAGGUGACUCAGGCCAAUGGCAAGUGGGAAGUGCUGAUAGGAUCCACGCACAUCCUCACCCCACAGAAACUGCUGGACACGCUGAAGAAACUGAAUAAAACAGAUGAAGAAAUAAGCAGUUAAAAACCUAAGCUGCCCCUCCAAAACCCAGCCCCCUUCCCAGAGUGCUCCGUGGCUCCCCAGCGCCAUGCCUCGGUUUCUCUGCUGCCUCCCCAGCCCUGCACGCCCUGGCCACCCUCCCCGCGCUGCGGUCUCGUGAUUAAUAACGCCCUCUUCUUGUUUGAAGCAAAAGAGAAUAAUGCAUUGUGUUUUUUAAAAA